CUCCAAAUAUAUACGUCAGCACUUGUAUUCAGCCCAUUGAAUAGCUUAAUACGGAAAGCAUUCAAAGAAGAAGAACCUCAAUGGUUAAAGGUCAAACCUAUAGUGGAGCAUGACUGGAGGCCUCAUUUACAGACCCUUAACGGUCAUGGAGUUAUGAUCAGCUCAGUUGCCUUCUCAUCAGAUGGCCGCUAUCUUGCCUCAGGGUCAAGGGAUGAUACUAUUAAAAUACUAGAUAUGAUGAGCAAAAAGCAACAAACUUUCAAAGGCCAUAGCCAAUUAGUUAGAUCGGUUGCCUUCUCAGCAGAUAGUCGUUACCUUGCCUCAGGGUCAUAUGACAAAACUAUUAAGAUCUGGGAUAUUACAACAGGCAAGGAGCAGCAAACCCUUAUAGGUCAUGGGAGCGAAAUUACGUCGGUUGCAUUUUCAGCAGAUGGCCGCUACCUUGCUUCAGGGUCUAGUGAUAAGACGAUAAAAAUAUGGGAUCCAACGGUGAAAGGACGACAAGCCCUUAAUAGCCAUAACGACAUAGUUUUAUCAGUUGCUUUCUCAGCAGAUGGACGUUAUAUUGCAUCAGGAUCAGAAGAUAAAAAUAUAAAGAUCUGGGAUCCCACAGGUAAAGAACGACAUACCCUCAGAGGGCAUACUGAUGCGGUUUAUUCAGUUGCAUUCUCUGCAGAUGGCCAUUACCUCGCUUCAGGAUCGUGGGAUAAGACUAUAACGAUCUGGGAUUUAACAAGAGGUAAAAAGCAACAAACCCUGAUGGAUAAUCAUUACAGUAUAGGUACAGUUACAUCAGUUGCUUUCUCGGCAGAUGGGCAUUACCUAGCUUCGGGGGCUUCAGAUGAUGCUAUAAAAAUAUGGAAUUUAAAGAAAAGAAGAAUUCAACAAUACCUCAUAGGCCAUCAAACAACAAUUGAAUCGGUUGCUUUCUCAGCAGAUGGACAUUACCUUGCUUCAGGGUCAAACGAUGAAAUUAUAAAGAUUUGGGAUAUAACAACGGGCAAAGAGCGACAGACAAUCAAGGUCAACGCUACAAUACAGACUAUAUCCUUUGAUGAUACCGCCUCGUAUCUG
Molecule: messenger RNA, 1074 nt
Organism: Trichoderma harzianum CBS 226.95
Lineage: Eukaryota; Fungi; Ascomycota; Sordariomycetes; Hypocreales; Hypocreaceae
Exons: 1
Molecular function (GO): protein binding
Source: RefSeq, a predicted model, not a curated record